This is a messenger RNA of Drosophila grimshawi, 383 nucleotides long. RefSeq lists its product as uncharacterized. Lineage: Eukaryota; Metazoa; Arthropoda; Insecta; Diptera; Drosophilidae. The record is from RefSeq and is a predicted model, not a curated record. Bases 70 to 294 code for a protein of 74 amino acids. The transcript has a single exon.
UUGAUUACAUUUAAAGUGAGGUAAUAUUUCUAUUCAAGAACUCAAGCAUAUUCAAAGCUAAACGAAACGAUGCAAAAGAAGCCGUUGAAUGCGAACACGCUGCUAGACAAGAUGCAUCGGGGUGUCGUCUACGCCUGCAUUGGCGUAACGCUCUACGGUACAUAUUUGAUUGGGAUGCGCUAUUAUCACUACUUCACGGUGAUCCGGCCGGAGAAAAAGGUGAUGGAUCAGCAGGCGGAACUGAAGCUGCUCGACGAGGGGGCGCACGACAAGGCCAAGGAGCUGAAAUACUAAAAACAGCAUAAAAACAAAAAUCAUGUCCUUUUCUCCUAAUAAUUUAUAAUGUUUGUUAAGCGGAAUAAAUAUUGUACACUAUUGUUAAA